CCCUCUGUAGUGCUGAUCUAAAAUAAAACUAUCUCCAGCCUGCCGCACUCUGCUCCCAGCUCAACUCACUCCUGAGAUCCACCCCAGGGGGGACUGGCAGCCAAGAAACCAAGGAGCCACCGGCCGGACAGACAGAUGCCUCAGCGGAAGGACAACUUGCAAUUUCUUCCUUCCCACCCAACUUACAGUGCUGGGAUCCGGAUUUCCAAAGGAAUCGUCUGUCCCCCUGCUUUGCCUCACUUCUGAGCUCCGGGCUGGUGCUGCAUUGUGCCAACUGCUUGCCAAGAUCUGGAGACCCUUGGCUGUUGGGGUGGCAACCCACCAACAUGGGUAUUAAAGCAGUGUUACCGAGUUAUGAGCUGGGUUUCUACGCUCUGAUCUUGACUUGUGCGGUGGUGUAUAGUGGAAAUGGGAUCUUCGACGCAUCGAGAGAUAAUGUGAACAGAAAAGCCUUUCGGCAGGGCAUAAAGCCGGGCUGGCAUUACUUCGGCAGGAAAAUGGACGGAGCUGACUUUGAGUGGGCGAUGUGGUUCACCUCGUUCAGGAACAUCAUCGUCUUUGCCCUUUCGGGGCACAUCCUGUUCGCCAAGAUCUGCUCCAUGGUGGCUCCUCAGCACAGAUCUGUGGUUUACAUGCUCUACGGGAUGUUGGCCGUGCUGGGCAGCAUGGGACGCGCCUACCUGAUGAUUGUCCUCUCUCACUGUGUGGUGCUCUACACCGUUGCGCUGGCUAAGCAGAGGUGGUUGUGCUUUGCAGCCGGGCUUUGCAGCCUGGCCUCUUUCAGGCUGGAACCUUUCAGCGUGUGGCAGAAUGGAUUUGUAACAAGAACUUUUGAUCUUCAAGAUGUUCUGUUUUAUGGAGGAAGCGGCUUUACCAUCAUGCGCUGCAUGAGCUUUGCGCUGGAGAACUCCGAGAGAAAGGAAGGGAUUUACUCCAUCAUUGACCUGCUGAAAUAUAAUUUCUACCUCCCGUUUUUUUUCUUCGGACCCAUCAUGACCUUUGAUCAAUUCCACUCUCAGGUAAGCACCAGUGAGCUGAGACGCAAAGACAAUGAGAUGUGGAACAUUCGCGUCCACGCUUUGCUCCACCUGGGGGCGAUCGUCGCGGUGGAUGUGUUUUUCCACUUCUUCUACAUCUUGACCCUUCCUGCGGACGUGAAGUUCGUGACUCGGCUCUCAGACUGGGCUUUAGCCGGCCUGGCCUACUCUAACUUGGUGUAUGACUGGGUGAAAGCUGCAGUGAUGUUUGGAAUUAUCAACACCAUUGCUCGGUUGGAUCACUUGGACCCGCCGCAGCCCCCAAAAUGCAUCACCAUGCUCUACGUCUUUGCAGAAACGCACUUUGAUAGAGGGAUUAAUGACUGGCUAUGCAAGUACGUGUACGAUCACCUCGGGGAGAACCACGAUGAUGUUGUGAAGGAGCUUCGGGCCACCAUCUGCACCUUCGCUGUCACCACCCUGUGGCUGGGCCCCUGCGAGAUCGUUUACAUCUGGUCUGUCUGCAACUGCUUCGGACUCAACUUCGAGCUCUGGGUGCAGAAGUUUUUCCAGAUGGAGCCCUUUGGCAGCAUGGAGAGCCUGAUCCAAAGCCCUCCUGAGCUCCUGGGUGCUUCAGGGGAGAUUGAUUCCAGCCCGAGAACUGGAGCGUCCCCUAGGGGAAAAUGGAGAGGCCAUCGAGGGACCCAGAACUACUACCCGUGAAGCACCCACAGCGACUCAGGUGGAAGUAAAGUUAAGGCCAACCAGAAACAAAGCAUUUAAUGUGUCCACAUGGAAUUUUUCCAGAACGUUUUUUCAUUCUGCAUUUUUUUUUUGACAUUUCAACUUUUUAUCCCAAUUUGGGAUGAAAACAAACAUUGAAAUACUGGAAUAUCCCACAGGUCUGAAAUGCCAUUUUUCGAUCCGUUCUAAAGACCAGUGACCCCCAUCUAAAUCUGGGAGCUAGUGGCCGGUAGGAGGAUGCUGCCAGGAAAGAUGCAAGAAAUCACACCAGGGAAACAUUUCUGUUGUUUGUUACCAACCCUAAACCAUCAGACCUGACAACAACGCCCUUCAAAGAAACACUUCAGAGCUAACCAUCGCCUUGCUUCUUCAAAUUGAACUUGUAACCAGAUUAUAACACAGAAAUCCAGAGAAAUCUUAUUGCUAAAGGCACCACAAUUCUCAGCUCCAAGGGUCCUGGGAUUUCUAGUUCUCUUUGAAGAUUGUUAUAAAAACCACUUCCCGUCUCCAGUCAAUGCAGCGGCACUGAGGAUUACGUGCAAGUGACGAUCACAUUCUGCCGUUGAUUUUUUUAAAUCUUAACAACCUCCAGCUAGUGCUAAUGACAAUCAUGACAAAGGAUCGUGCCCAUAGCAGUGUGCCUCAAGGCAGCCUGUUAUUACUAAGGUGCACAGGAGGGGCAAAAAACCCCUCCCAUCAUCUAGUAUGCACUUCGCAAACAUUGGUCCAUUCCCUGGUCUACCUGAGCGGAACUCAGUGCAGGACCAGAGAAGUUUGAACAACCCUUGUGAUCCCCCAGGGCUGGGUUCCCUGGGCGCUAACAGGGCCUAAAUGCUGCUGCAUUCUACACAUGGCUGCCCACGGCCCCCAGGAAACCAUUCCAGCAACUGGAGAUCAGCCACAUGUAGCAACAUCCCGGCCAUGCCCCCUCCCCCAGGCCAGGCCUCCUCUCUGGAGGCCAGGAGAGGUGGUGGCCUGUCCCACCGAAGGAAUCACAGAACAAUGCAGCUAUAGUAUGGAGUGAACCUGGACUGUCUGCCUGCCUGAUGACGGGAGAUGCUGAAUUCUUCCAUUCCCAUCAACCUCCCUGUCCUGAUGAGCCUACAGUCUCACUCAGGCAAGACAAAUGAACCCAGGACAAGACCCAGGGGUAUAAUCCGGGC
Molecule: messenger RNA, 2884 nt
Organism: Chrysemys picta bellii (western painted turtle)
Lineage: Eukaryota; Metazoa; Chordata; Testudines; Emydidae
Source: RefSeq, a predicted model, not a curated record